AUGGCAGCUUCUUCCCGCCAAAAGGUCGUUGUGGUAGGUGCGGGACCCGUGGGGUCCCUGGCGGCGCUGUAUGCGGCCAGCCGAGGCGACGAAGUUGAAGUAUACGAGUUGCGCGGAGGUACGUUACAGUUGCUUACUCCUUAUGUUUAUGCCCUGAAGAUGAGCGAGGAUGAGGAGGAGAUCUGCGCAAAGGCUGCGAACAUGCAUGCGCUGGUGGUGGGAGAUGAGCUCCAACACUUGAAUCUCCGCGAUCCCGCGACGGUGCCUUUGAACUUCACCAAGUCGAUCAACUUGGCUCUCUCGGAGCGCGGUAUUACUUCAAUUCAGCAGUCGCACCGGUCCGGUCUGAUCGACGAUGUACUCCGUGAGACUAUCCCCAUGUACGGGCGGAUGAUCCACGGCCGAGAGAGUGGGCAGUUGUGGGAGGCCGCACAGGCCUAUGACAUACACGGCCGAGCAAUUAAUGCAGUGGAUCGGAGUACUCUCAAUAAUGCUCUACUCGACGAGCUCGAGCGCAGCCCUAAUGUCAAGCUCUUCUUCAACCAUAAGUUGACCGGUGCAGACUUCCGCACCAACAAAGCUUGGUUUGAGCGUCGCAUCCCUGGUGAGACUCCUCAGCCAGAUUCCCUCGGUGUUGCUGGGCGUUCCCCUGAGAUCGAGGUGUCAUACGACUACCUGAUUGGCGCCGAUGGUGCGCACUCCGCCGCUCGCUUCCAUAUGAUGAAGUUCGCCCACGUCGAUUACCAGCAAGAGUAUAUUGACACAUUAUGGUGCGAGUUCCGUAUCCCGCCCUCGGAGAAGGGAGAGUACCGAAUCUCUCCCAAUCAUCUUCACAUUUGGCCCGGGCGCGAGUUCAUGUUCAUUGCACUCCCCUCGGCCGACAAGUCAUUUACAUGCACGCUCUUCGCGCCAGAAGCAAACUACACCGCGCUGGAAAAUGCGCCCCAUAACCUACACGCGUUCUUCGAUGAGCAUUUCCCCGGUGUCUGCCCGGAACUUAUCGACCCCGAGGCUCUGAAUGAAUCGUUCAAUCUGAACCCUCACCUGCCAAUAAUCAGUAUUAAGUGUCGGCCUCACCACUAUAGUUCCACUGUUGUAAUCCUCGGCGAUGCAGCUCACGCCGUCCUCCCCUUCUACGGACAGGGCCUCAACGCCGGCCUGGAAGACGUGCGAGUCCUAUUCGAGCAACUCGACAAGCACGGGGUCUACGACCCCGACACCAGCGUGUACACCCGCAGCGUCAGACGCCAAGCGGCAUUCCAAGCAUACACAGACGUGCGCUGUGACGACGCACACGCGAUCAACGAUUUGUCGAAAGAGAACUUCCUCGAAAUGAGAGCGGGAGUCAAGUCCCCUUUGUAUAAGCUACGGAAAUCAAUCGAGGAAACCAUUGACCGUCGCCUUCCUUUCCUUGGCUGGAGGACCCAAUAUGCUCGCAUCAGUUUCAGUACACAGCGGUACUCAGAAGUUGUACAGGCGGUCCGGCAUCAGAGCGAGGUACUAGGAAUCGGUCUGACCUCGGCUUUGGUUACGGGUGCUGGGGCACUGUCAGUUUUCAUGUGGAAAUACCCCCAUCUUUCCCCCGUGUCGCUCUUUCAAUGGACACUACACAGUUUGGCGAAGGGUUUGUCACGUCUUUCCCGGUAG
Messenger RNA from Penicillium atrosanguineum, 1647 nucleotides. It is a transcript of the gene bna4, whose product is annotated as kynurenine 3-monooxygenase. Gene Ontology annotation, molecular function: FAD binding; NAD(P)H oxidase H2O2-forming activity; kynurenine 3-monooxygenase activity. Gene Ontology annotation, biological process: quinolinate biosynthetic process; L-tryptophan catabolic process; NAD+ metabolic process. The record is from RefSeq and is a predicted model, not a curated record. The transcript is spliced from 3 exons. Bases 1 to 1647 code for a protein of 548 amino acids. Gene Ontology annotation, cellular component: mitochondrial outer membrane. Lineage: Eukaryota; Fungi; Ascomycota; Eurotiomycetes; Eurotiales; Aspergillaceae.